Messenger RNA from Baudoinia panamericana UAMH 10762, 3189 nucleotides. Its product is annotated as glycosyltransferase family 39 protein. Gene Ontology annotation, cellular component: membrane; endoplasmic reticulum. The coding region runs from base 270 to 3182 and encodes 970 amino acids. The record is from RefSeq and is a predicted model, not a curated record. Gene Ontology annotation, molecular function: dolichyl-phosphate-mannose-protein mannosyltransferase activity. The transcript has 2 exons. NCBI's taxonomy places the organism in Eukaryota, Fungi, Ascomycota, Dothideomycetes, Mycosphaerellales, Teratosphaeriaceae. Gene Ontology annotation, biological process: protein O-linked glycosylation via mannose.
AGCUGACACGCGAGGAAAGCUGGCGACAUCACCAGCUGAGACACACAUCCGCAUUGAGCACCUCUCUUCAAUUCCCAGUACUGUCUUGCCCUUAUCGUCCCUCCUUCAGACUCGUUACAUUCACCUCACCUUACUUCUUGUCGUGCCUGCCAUAUUGGGAAAGGGGAAGAAGGCGCAUUUAGGGAGCUUGGACUUGCAAGGCUAAGGUGUCUAUGGAAGCUUAAACAUUAACGGCCAUCGACCACAUCCUACCUCUCACACGCGCCAAGAUGGCGUCUCAGAGGAAGAGUGACAGGCACGACGCCUCAUAUUCCAAUGGCACCCCAAUCACACCCGGCAUGGUGCAAUCCUCACCCGACAAACCCCCCCACCCUGCAUAUGACUACACCUCCUCCGGCGUCACGGACAACAACCCCUUCAAUCUCAAGAGCCACGACUGGGAAGCCCUCGGCGCCGUCACCCUCAUCGCCCUCUUCGUGCGCCUCUUCCGCAUCUACCAACCCUCCUCCGUCGUCUUCGAUGAGGUGCACUUUGGUGGCUUCGCCAGCAAAUACAUCAAGGGUAAGUUCUUCAUGGACGUGCAUCCACCGCUGGCGAAGUUGUUGAUUACGUUGGCGGGGUGGCUGGCUGGCUUUGAUGGCGAGUUUGACUUCAAGGACAUUGGCAAGGAUUAUGUCGAACCAAGAGUGCCGUAUGUGGCUAUGCGGCUGCUGCCUGCGCUCUGUGGUGUGCUGCUGAUUCCGACGGGUUUCUUGACGCUGAAAGCAGCUGGCUGCAAGACCAUCUCGGCAACGCUGGGUGCCGCGCUCCUGCUCUUCGAGAACGGCCUGGUCACGCAAAGCCGCCUUAUCCUGCUAGACGCACCCCUCGUCAUCUUCACCGGCAUGACGGCUCUAAGCUGGUUCUCCUUCACCAACCAACACGAACUCGGCCCCUCCCGCGCCUUCACCCCCUCCUGGUGGUUCUGGCUCACCGCCACCGGCCUCUGCCUCGGCGCAACUGUCAGCGUGAAAUGGGUCGGCCUCUUCACCAUCGCCUGGGUCGGCUCCCUUACCGCCCUGCAACUCUGGGUCCUCCUCGGCGACACCCACAACGUCACCAUCCAGAAAUGGUUCAAACACCUUUUCGCCCGCGUUUUCUGCCUUAUCGUCAUCCCGAUCACUUUCUACAUGGCCAUGUUCGCCAUCCACUUCACCUGUCUCGUCAACCCGGGCGACGGUGACGGCUUCAUGUCCUCCGAGUUCCAAUCCACCCUCAACACAAAAUCCAUGGCUGACGUCCCCGCCGACGUCGCCUACGGCUCCCGCAUUAGCUUGCGCCACCACAACACCCAAGGCGGCUACUUACACUCUCACUCCCACAUGUACCCGACCGGCAGCAAACAACAGCAAAUCACCCUCUACCCGCACAAGGACGAAAACAACGUCUGGCUCGUGGAAAACCAAACCCAACCCAUCGAUUGGUCCGCAGAUCCCACAGGCAACACGUCUGUUGCCGGUCCCUUCGCCUGGGACGCGCUGAAACCCGAAUACGUCCAAGACGGCGCCCUCAUCCGUCUCUACCACAUCAUCACCGACCGCCGUCUACACUCCCACGACGUCCGUCCCCCGCUCACAGAAGCAGACUGGCAAAACGAAGUCUCCGCCUACGGCUACGAAGGGUUCGAAGGGGACGCCAACGAUCUCUUCCGCGUCGAAAUCGUCAAGUCAAUGUCCGACGGCUCGGCGGCGAAAGAACGACUCCGAACGAUCCAGACCAAGUUCAAACUCGUGCAUAUCAUGACCGGGUGCGUGCUGUUUAGUCACAAAGUCAAGCUGCCCGAUUGGGGCUUCGAGCAGCAGGAAGUCACGUGUGCGAAGGGAGGGACGCUGCCGAAUAGUGUUUGGUACAUCGAGUCCAACACCCACCCCGCCAUGGAAGAAGGCAGCGUGGAGAAGACGAAUUACCGUAACCCGGGCUUCUUUGGCAAGUUUUGGGAACUGCAGAAGGUGAUGUGGACGACUAAUGCUGGACUGGUGGAGAGUCAUGCUUGGGAUUCGAGACCACCGUCCUGGCCGGUCUUGAGGCGCGGGAUCAACUUUUGGGGGAAGGACCAUCGACAGAUCUAUCUACUGGGAAACCCUUUGAUUUGGUGGGCGAGUACCGCGGCGGUGGGCGCUUGGGUGGUGUUCAAGGGACUGGCGGUGUUAAGGUGGCAGCGCAGUUGUGAGGAUUAUCGGGAUGUAACGUUUAGGCGGUUGGAUUAUGAGGUCGGGACCAGUGUGUUGGGUUGGGCGUUUCAUUAUUUUCCUUUCUACCUCAUGCCGCGGCAACUCUUCCUCCACCACUACCUCCCCGCCCUCUUCUUCGCCAUCAUCACCCUCACCCAACUCUUCGACUACACCUUCCACCGCAUCACUCUCAGCUUACCAAACAACACGAACCUCUCCUUCAAACACUACGCCGCCGUCGGCCGCACCGCCGCCGUUUUAAUGCUAGCAGCCAGCAUCGCAGUCUUCUACCUCUACGCCCCCAUCACCUACGGAAACACCUGGACGAAGUCCGACUGCAACCGCGUGAAGCUAUUCGAAACGUGGGAUUGGGACUGCAAUACCUUCCUGGACUCCUACGCGGACUACGGUUCCCUCGCCGUCGCCGCCCCAACCGGAGACGCCGCGCCAACGGGGAUGGAAGCCGCGCACGGCCCCGCGCCGCCCGUCGCAGAGGAUCCGGCGAAGGAUGUCAGUAUCACCCCCGGAGCGGGCGGGCACAUGAAUGUACCCCCCGGAGCGGUGACGGAGGAGAAGAUUGAGUAUAGGGAUGAGAAUGGCAAUUUGCUGGAUGAGGCGCAGGUCAAGGCUUUGGAGGGGAAGGUGUCGUUCUCGACGCGGUACGAGACGCGCACGAGGUUGGUGGAUGAGAUGGGGAGGGAGAUUUAUAACGAGGUUGUUGAGCCGGCGGGGAUUGAGCCGGUGGGUGAGGGUGUGGAGCAGGAUAGCGUGGCUGCGGAUGGGGUGGCCGGAACGAGCGCCAGUGGACCUGAGGUCGAGACGCAUGGCCGGCCCGAGGCGGAGGCGAGUGCCAGCCCGCCUGGUGUGGAUGUCGAGGAGGAUUUGGAGAAGGAGGAGUGGGUUGAGGGUGCGAGGGCGACGGCGGAGCCGGAGAGUGAGGCUGUUAGUCAGACGAGGAGGGAUGAGUUGUGAGUGGCAG